UUGGCCAACACAUUAGCAGCUGUCACUGAGGAUGCAUUGGAGUGUUUUAAGCAGUUUGUGUGUUUGACGCUUUUGGAUAUGGAAGUUUUGCAAAAUGCCGAGGGAGAAACAAAUAAGUAUAAGCCGGGGGGUCGACUAGACAUGAGUCAUGGUUUCCUGCACCAUAUCCGGAGAAAUCAGAUUGCUAGGGAUGAUUAUGACCGGGAGGUUAAACAGGCCAAAGAGCAGCAGAAGCGCAGACACACGGCGGCACCGCGGCGACCCCGCAGACCGGACCGGGAGGUUUAUCAUCCCCGCCAUCGCAGUGAAUCUGAGGCUGGUGCAGAGGUGGAGGAGUGGAACGAGAGCGGCUCGAGCACGGAGCAGGAGAACACGGGUACCGAACUCUUCUGGCUCGACUACCAGGCUGACAGCGGACAUGUUACUUCGUUCCUCGUCUAUAAGGAGGAUGAGCCUGAAAGUGUAGUAGAGCGAGUGGAGCAGAAGAAUGUUCUGGAUGCUGCUAUUAAGGCGGCGCUGUUAGCGCGAAUCACCCAAGAAAUGGAUAAGCGGCGAGAUAAACGCUGAAGUUCGGAAAAGAAACCGAUGAUGGAUGACCUCAUACAACGAUAAUGACUGUUGUAAUAUGUGAUACACACAUAUACACACACAUAAUCUACAAGAGCACGGAACGCAUCAGUGCAGAUGUUCUUCCAUUAUGUGCACAGAAAUGAAGAGACGCUUUCUACAAUACAGAAAUAUUCUCAUCAGAUGUUUUUAUCUGCUUGUGAGGAUGGCAGAGGAGAUGGGAUGUUCGCAGGAAGCAGAAUGAACUAUCAGAUCUCAUCCGUUUACAUCCAGAGUUUCAUCUCGUGCAGUUUUCCAUGUUGUUUGAAGAUCUGUUGUAUAAAAUAUUAUGCAGUCUAUUAGUGGCAGAACAUGUCAGAAACGAAUAGUUAGUUCGACCCGCUACGUCAUCUUGUGCUUUCUUUUAUUAGCGAAAACAUCUCUAUAUAUAUAUAAAACCAACAGUGUGGUUCAGGUUGAAGAUGUGUAGAUCAAGUGAACUGAACAGGUGUCCUAAUGUUUUAUUUAUGAUGGUCCUAUACUUUUUUUUUCAAAAAAAGAAGCCUUUUUUUGAGGUCUUACAGAUUUCUUUUCACCAAGAAUGAUUUAGAACAUUGAACUGUACAGCAUUUUAUUUAUGUUCUUCAGCUACAUUUCUUUGGGUUGUUAAAGAGAUUUUUUUAUUCUUGUAAAUGUGUUUUCUGUGUUGAAGCAUAUAAAGAAUGCCCACACCGCAGAC
Messenger RNA from Tachysurus vachellii, 1285 nucleotides. RefSeq names its product chromosome 12 C2orf68 homolog (gene c12h2orf68). The coding region runs from base 79 to 567 and encodes 162 amino acids. The record is from RefSeq and is a predicted model, not a curated record. The transcript has 4 exons. Lineage: Eukaryota; Metazoa; Chordata; Actinopteri; Siluriformes; Bagridae.